ACUCGGAAAAUCUAAAUGAUGAUGGAACGUUGAUUAGUGAAGUAGUCGAGGAUUAUAAUAAGGGAUUCGCAAAUAAUAUUUUCAAUUCGGUUAAACAUCUCAAAACUUCACCAUUAGAAUGGAAUAGGGAACUAUACUUUGAAGAUUUUAUUUCUGUAAUUUGUUCAAAUGAACCUGGUUACAAGAAAACAAAUAAAACCCAAAUCAUGUCGCUUAUUUUCAAAUGGUUACUUGGACUUGAUAAAGUAUUGAAUCCAAUACUUUUACAAAUUUUUUGGUGGAAUAAUUCGAGUAGCGUUCUUGUGAAAUUUCAAUUAGCACAAAUGUGUUCGAAAGUUAGUGCUAUGAAUGAUCCAAAAGAUCACCAUUUUGAAAAACUCCUUGUAUAUGAAAUAGCAGAACAAAAAUUAUUUGAGCUUGAAUCGACAGACAUUAAUCAACUACCAGAAUGGCAACAUGAAGUUAACAAGAUAAUCUCACUUUGUACAAAACUCCCAGAAGCUUCUGAUAUAGAAUCUUUCCAUCUCUUACAAAUAUUCAGUGAUUUAAUAUCCACCGAAUCAAUUCCAUUAGAUGGUAUUAAAAGAAUUAUAAAAGCGGCAUAUCCAGAGGGAGCGCAAGAAAUUUUUACUAGCAAAUUUAUCAAGACAGUAUUCCAAAUUCUUAAUGAAGUUAAAGAUUAUGUUCCAAGGAAAUUAUUUAUAAUUAAAU
Messenger RNA from Dentiscutata heterogama, 711 nucleotides. The record is from the annotation of a GenBank genome assembly. Lineage: Eukaryota; Fungi; Glomeromycota; Glomeromycetes; Diversisporales; Gigasporaceae.